Jatropha curcas is the source of this 1135-nucleotide messenger RNA. RefSeq lists its product as uncharacterized. Lineage: Eukaryota; Viridiplantae; Streptophyta; Magnoliopsida; Malpighiales; Euphorbiaceae. The record is from RefSeq and is a predicted model, not a curated record.
AAAUAUAUGUGGUCUCCCCUCUCUUUCCAUUCCAAACUCAACAAGAAUUAAAAACCGAAUUCCUCUUGUACCAGAAAAACACUAGCUAGAGCUCGAUUAUCACAUGAGAAAUGUUGAAUCCAUUUAUUUGUGGCAGUUUUCAUAAUCAACAAGAAGACGAAUAUGAUAGCCCUUGUUCAACUCCAAGAAGAUCAAGAAAGAGCAGCAAAGAUAGCAAGAACCCGUAUUCAACCCUCGGCCUCGAUAAAUUUUCUGCACUUCUAGCUGAUCUUGAAAAGAAAAGGCAAAAGAUUUAUUCUCAGGUCGAUCCUCAAGAUAUUUCGAUUGUUCGCUUCGCGUUUUCCAGCUCCAACGAUUGUGUUCCGAUUGUAGUUAAGUUAAAAGAUCCGAACAGGCACAGUUCUGAUAAAGAUGAAAGAAAAGAUGAUCCAAAGACAACGCAUGUAUUGGAUAAAUCAAGAACGACAGAAAACCAAGAAACAAAGCAACCAAGAUUAGAAAUAGAAAAGAAUAAGACGACGGAGAAGAAGAGGAUGCUGACAUGGAACUUCAAGUUAAACAAAUGGAGAAGACCUUAUUAUUAUAUGCCAGUGUUUAUAAUCUUGAUUUUGUUGUUCUUGGCUUUCUUUGGAAGAUCAGUAGCAAUAUUAUGCACCUCUGUUGGAUGGUAUUUAGUUCCUACAUUGAGUUCUUCAUCAAGAAGAACAGCAACCAAGAAUAAUAAUAAAAAUAACAACAAGAAGCAACUCCUGAGAAGAUUUAGUGAGAUUUCUCCAAGAAGCCAGAUGAACAAUUCUGUUGUUGGGGAUGUGAAGGAUAAAUCGAAUCAUGGGCGUCAAAAUAGCUUUUGAAGAUUGAAUUCAUUUUGUUUAUCUUCUUCAUCAAGUAUACUUCUUUGUUCCUUUUCCCUUUUGGGUAUUAGGAUUCUUUUUGCUGCUUUCUUGUUAAUAGAUGUAAAAAUUUUCUCUUGCUCUACACUAACAUGUCCAUAUGGGGUUGAAAAUUCAAUCUCUUUGACGUGUUUUGUAUUUUUUAGUAUUAAUCUCUCUGAAAAGUUGAUAAAUGUAAAUUAUGGUUGCAUUAGAUAUAAAUUAAGAGUGUCCAUCUCAUGUUUAUAAUUAAUUAAUUGUACUUG